GAGAGAGAGGAGGGAGGGAGGGAGGGAGGGAGGGUGGGGUAGGGGAAGGCGAGGGGAAAAGGGCGAGAUUUGUCGAGGUUUGGCCAAAGUACGACGAGAGUAUCAGAGAGAAUCAGAAGGCGGACAGCGGAAGCAGUCGCAGCAGGCAGGCAGUCAAGUCAGUGUGAGUACCUGGAAUCAUCGCGCGCAGAUUCGAUUGGGAAAGUAGGUAUUAAAGUAGCUAUCCUAUCCGACGCGAGCAGCAGCAGCAGCAGCAGCGAGCAAGAAUUAGGCGGCGGCACUGAUGUGCAGCUUGUAGCGAGAGCCCGAGCGGAAGCGUGGUGCUAGCGCUGGCUGGCUCGGUCUGUCUGAUCAAGGCAAACCGGGUGGCGAGAGGCCGCUCGCAGCAGCAGGAGCAGCAGGAAGCGGAAACGCGAGCGGGGGAAAGCUGGGGCUGGGGGACUGCGAGAGGGCCGGGCCACGGAGUGGGUGCACGAAACGCAGGAGGUGAAGGCGAGGCGAGGCGGGUCGCGGGAAGCAGCAGCACACGGGAAUUGAAGAGUCCAGACUAGGGCGUGAGCAUUGCAUGCUGGGCACGCGAUUUUACAAUCUUUCUUGGGCGUCGGAAUGAGCGCGGAGUGAGCGUCGCUCGAGCGCGAGCAAUAGACCGAGCAGCGACAACCCUAAUCAGAUGCAUUCCUUAGGAGCAUAAGCAGCACCAGCAGCAGCAUCUCGUUGGGCUUUUCGGUGACAGGCACAGGCACUGGCACCGGCGCCAGUAUUACGUCCCUCCCGCUCGUAGAUUGCAAUAGACAGAUAGAUAGACAGUCGGAUACGCACAGCACGGGGCUCGUGGACGAUGAUGGGGCUAAGCGAGCUGGGCUUGUCGCGGGGGGCAGCGUAAUUUCCAGGGCGGUUGACUUCCUGCAAUGCGGCCGGGGGCUUAGCUCGAUCAAUCGGGCAAUCUGAUCGUCAGCACCUCUCGAACGAGCAACGGACGCGACGUACAUUCCGAGCUCCCCUCUCUCUAGCCCCCUCUCUCCUCCUCUCGGGGGCUAUUGCUGUGACAGCGGCUGGGGGGCAGCGGUCGACUGUGACGUUGGGGGGCUAUGAGGAGGUUAGUUUGAAUAUGAACGUGCGUGCGUUGGAGCGCGCGCAUCAUCGGCUGUCGCUGUUGCAAUUCAGAGUCGGGUGCUACUGGAAGUUCUCAGAGUCGUGAGGGGCGCUGGAGGUCUGAUCCGGGGCAGUAUAUUAUGAGUGGCCGAGCUCGACCAUCUGCAUCUUCUGCAUCGCCUGCAGCCUGAGGCGCACAUUUCUAUCUGAUUCUCGCGAGCAAGAGAGGCAGCAGGAGGAGGUCGAGCAGGAAAGAAGGAGAGAGAGAGAGACAGUAUGAGGAUAAGGAAGAAUAGGACGUCGUCGCGAGUGAUUCCGGAGUUUUGUGUCACUCAUGUCGAGAAGGUGGAGACCUUGAAGCACGUGGAUGCGGCGAAAUGUGAUCCCGCUCCGCUGCUGGUGGUGCAGCACUCGCAGAAUGAGAAGCCUCCGAUACGGAAGCAGCCCCAGUCACAGUCACAGUCGCUCCCACUGCCACAGCCGCAGCAGCAACAGCAGCAGCAGCCGCUCGAUGUGGACAUGCUCGAGCUCGAUGCCGCGGCGAUUCUUAGCUCUUUAGAUAACGAGUCGUCGUCGUACAAAAUCAGAGAUUUCGUCCUCGCGCAGGGAGAUAAUGCGAGGGCGCAGGGCGGCGGAUCUGAGAACAACCUCAAUUACGCGUCUCGCCGUCGUCAAUCUGGGUCUGAAUCAGAUACGGGCCACGCCGCAGGCUCCAGGAAGAGGAGUGUCAAGCAUGCCGCGGACGCCAGGUCGUCGAAAUCGACAUCCGUCUCCGGCGGCGACAAGAUGAAUUCCGAUACGACGAGCAAGGCGAUGGCCAAGGCCGAAGAAAUCGAGUCUGCGCACGAGCAGGCUCUCGCCAAAUCUGAGGUGAUCGAUGAUCCUCCUCCGCCUCCUCCCGCCAAGAGGCCGACGACCGUCGACAGCGGCAGCACCAGGAGUGCGUUCGCAUGCAGCAGGAAGAGGCACCGCCGGCAGGUGGAGUCUGAUUCGAGUCCGGCGCAGGAAAUUGGAGCCAAGUCCGAGGACGAGGAGUUCAAGUAUUCGGGAGGCGGGGGUGCUGCACAUGGCGCUGCAGCAGACAAGGUGGUCGCCAAGGUCGUGACCAAGGAAGAGAGCAUGCAGGUCGAAGGCACGGACCGGUGCCCCACUGCCAACUUCCCCAUGGGCUGGUCCUACCGAGGCCUGGCUCAGAUUGCAGAGCACGACAAGGCCACGCAAGGCAAGCAGUGCGGGCGCACCGACGGCCGAUCCUGGCGAUGCCCAUUGAAAGUCCUCGAGGGCUUUACGCUGUGCGAGCAUCAUCUGACCAAGUUCCGUCUGAAGAAGCUGUGCAAGGGAAACAAGAAGCAGAAGGCUUCUCCUCAGCAGUCUCGCGAUCGACAGCAGCAGCAGCAGCAACAACAACAGCAACAACAACAAUUACAGCAGCAGCAGCAGCAGGAGCAACAUCAUCAUCAUCAACAUCAGCAGCAGCAGCAGCAGCAGCAGCAACAACAUCAACAGCAACGAAGCCCUCCCUCACCUCCCUCUCCUCCUGCUCAGAGCGAAAUAUCUAAAGCCAUGCCGCAGUCGCCAACUACAACAUUAGAGCACGAUGUGCCGAUGAAAUUUCGCCGACGUCACAAGACCGUCAAACUGUCUGUGCUUUGAUCCCGAUUUGAGCAUCUAGUCUCAUCCCUGGGAGGACAAUCUGUUGGUUGGACACAAACUCGCGAGCACGCAAGCUGCGGCUGGCCCAAAUUUUGAAUUCCAUUAGGCCCACGAGGCCAAAUUUCAGACACUUGUUACUCUACGCACUUUGUUGAUUCACUUAUUCUUGGCGUGCGCCUGAUUCAAUUACAUGGCCUCACCUCCACUCGCCCCCCGCACCACCACCCCGAGCUUCGGGUCAAAAUUUUGGAUCUGAUUUGGGCCGACCGGAUUCGCGAUCUUGUUAGCGAUAGCAGCAAGCAAGCAUGCGCGAGCCGAUCGCGUCUGAGCGCGCGAGGGCAUGGCUGAUGGGCAAGAGAAUUAGGUCGAUCGGAUAACAUGAGUCGUAGACUACACAUCAUUGUACAGGGCACGCUGUCAGAAUCUGAGAUAGAGGUCCCCGGCUAUGUCGACUCUCGACUCUCGUUGCAGCUGCGGCAGAUUAGGUUUCUGGCUCAGAUCCGUCUGGAGCCGGGGCGCUGAUCGAAGCGAAGAGUUAGUGCGGGCUUGAUGAGAUGCGAGACAUGCACGUAAGAUCAGGCCUGCUUAGAUUACACUAAUGCUGCUCUUCGUGUCGCGGGGCUCCAGUGCAGUAGACUAGGCUAGUAGUGCAGCAGCAGCAGACACAGGCUGGAGGUGCCCUGCUCGUGUAAUUAUAAAAUGCGCAUCGGUGCUGCGUUGUUGAUGUUGCGCACGAAGCAACUUGCGUUUAAUAAGCCUUCGGGUUUUUAU
This is a messenger RNA of Marchantia polymorpha subsp. ruderalis, 3516 nucleotides long. The record is from the annotation of a GenBank genome assembly. Lineage: Eukaryota; Viridiplantae; Streptophyta; Marchantiopsida; Marchantiales; Marchantiaceae.